Medicago truncatula (barrel medic) is the source of this 2029-nucleotide messenger RNA. RefSeq names its product beta-glucuronosyltransferase GlcAT14A. Gene Ontology annotation, cellular component: membrane. Gene Ontology annotation, molecular function: glucuronosyltransferase activity. The record is from RefSeq and is a predicted model, not a curated record. The coding region runs from base 333 to 1634 and encodes 433 amino acids. The transcript is spliced from 4 exons. Lineage: Eukaryota; Viridiplantae; Streptophyta; Magnoliopsida; Fabales; Fabaceae.
CAUAUAAGUUAUAAUUUCCACCCUAUCUCUCUCUCAUCUCUCUUUCUCUCUCUCCAAAAUCCAGCAACCUAGUAAGAAAGAACAAGAACAUCAAAACAGAACACACACACACAUAAAAGAAAAAACCAUUUUUUCCACAAAAAAAAAACACCUUAAAACACAACCACACCAACAUCAAAAAAAUCAAAAUUUUCAAACACCCACAUCUCAAAAUCCAAUCUUUCUUCAAUCUAACAUCAUAAACAACAAAUUGGUGAAGAAAUCCUCAAAAGGGUUUUCUUUUUCUGUGAUUUACAUCAGAAAAAGAAACCCCAACAACAAUCUCAAACACAAUGAAGAAAUUGAAGAACUAUUACAUGCACUUCAAAAACCAUCAUCAUCAUCAUCAUCAAUCACCAGAAAGAAAAUGGAUUUUCCCACUUGCAAUUGGUUCAAUUCUCUCUCUUUUUCUUCUCUUCAUUGCAACACUAACAUCACCACAAGGCACACACAUUCUACCAUUUUACCGUUCCAUUUCAGCUUCAUAUUCAGUUUUUGUUGAAAAUAAAAUCAAGCCUUUACCAGUUUCAACCCUCCCUCCACCACCACGUCUUGCUUAUUUAAUCUCCGGCUCCGCCGGAGACGGUGGUUCUGUCAAAAGGGUGCUUCUUGCUAUGUAUCAUCCACAUAACCGUUAUGUUGUUCAUCUUGAUCUUGAAAGUUCUGCAAAAGAACGUGCGGAUCUGUUUGAGUUUGUGAUGAAUCAUGAGUUGUUUAAGAGAUUUGAGAAUGUUAAGAUGAUUACUAAGGCGAAUCUUAUUACUUAUAGAGGUCCUACUAUGGUUGCUAAUACUCUUCAUGCUGCUGCUAUUUUGUUGAAGGAAUGUGGUGAUUGGGAUUGGUUUAUCAAUCUUAGUGCUUCUGAUUAUCCACUUGUUACUCAAGAUGAUCUGCUUCACACAUUUAGCUUUUUGCCGCGCGAUCUUAAUUUCAUCGAUCAUACCAGUGACAUUGGAUGGAAAGAUCAUCAGCGUGCAAGGCCUAUAAUUGUUGAUCCGGGGUUGUACAUGAAUAAGAAGCAAGAUGUGUUUUGGGUUACGCAGAGAAGAAGUAGACCAACUGCUUUCAAGCUUUUCACAGGUUCGGCUUGGAUGGUACUCUCUAGACCUUUCGUCGACUACGUCAUAUGGGGAUGGGACAAUUUGCCGCGAACUGUUCUCAUGUACUAUUCGAAUUUCAUAUCUUCCCCUGAAGGAUACUUCCACACAGUUAUUUGCAAUGCUCAAGAAUUCAGAAACACAACUGUCAACAGUGAUCUACACUUCAUUGCAUGGGACAAUCCUCCUAAGCAGCAUCCUCACUACCUCACAGUUGCUGAUAUGAAAGUUAUGACCGACAGCAACGCUCCCUUUGCAAGGAAGUUCCAUCGAGAAGAUCCUGUUUUGGACAGAAUCGACACCGAACUAUUAUCCCGAAAUCCUGGAAUGCCUGUUCCUGGUGGUUGGUGCAUAGGAAGCAGGGAGAAUGGGACCGAUCCUUGCUCGGUAGUUGGCAACACUACUGUCCUUAGACCAGAAAACGGUUCAAAAAGGCUCGAAACGUUAAUCACCAAAUUGAUGUCGAACGAAAAUUUCCGGCCUAGACAAUGUGUAUGAGACAAACCAACAUGCAAAAAAAAAAAAUGGUCUUGUUUGAGAUUAUUUAACCUGCCACUUGCUGUGUAGUUUAUAUAUGUGCAAGUUUAGUUAGCAUGAUCAUUGAAUUAGUGUUUCUUUCUAGUAGAAGAAAGAAAAUAGUUAAAGUAUACAUGUUUGUUUUGUCUUUAAAUUUGAGAAGUAAAAAAUGAGACACAUUCAAGUGCAAAAUGAAAUUUAUUACAAGGUUUGUUGAAUCAUAGAUUGUAAUGUAUGGUGUAUAUGAGACAUGAAUCUAGCUCUUUCAAUUGCCUUAGACUUCAAUCAUGCAUUUCAGUGACCACUGAUUUGAUGAUACUCUACUUUUGUUAUUCUCUUUUACAUGUGAAAUAAGGAUGAUGCCAUGAUGGGAAUCU